AUGUUCAUGGCCUACGAGGGGGCCGUCAAGAACACGGAAUCAGGGACAGACCUGUCGGAAGCGACAAAAGACAACAUCGACCUCGCGUUGCACUACGAGAAAUGCGUCACAAGAUGGCACAGCCCACUGUGCGGCUGCCACAGCUGUGACAGCGAUGGGCUCGCCCUCACUGGCCAUCAGUCACUUGUGCUGCGGCUUGUGUGA
Molecule: messenger RNA, 204 nt
Organism: Emiliania huxleyi CCMP1516
Lineage: Eukaryota; Haptophyta; Isochrysidales; Noelaerhabdaceae
Exons: 2
Coding region: 1-204 (67 amino acids)
Source: RefSeq, a predicted model, not a curated record